AUGGGCUAUGACUCACACAAUAAUCGCAAUCCCCGAGUCUUCAAGUUUCAAGAGUUGGUGGACUUCUUCCACAGACUAUCCUCAGUGAAAAGAGCAGAUAAUACCGGGUUCGACGAGUUUGGUAAAGCAUCGGUCACCGAAAGACGUCGCAUCAUCAUCAAUGAAUUCUUGGACAGCUGGAAAGUCUUUUACAAAGACAAUGUUCCAUUCUAUACCAUUCUCCGCAUGAUAUUGCCUGAUAGAGACCGCGGGAGGUCGUAUCAUGUCAAGGAAAAAUCAAUGAGCGUCAUGGUUGCCAAAAUGACAGGGCUCAGUAAAGACUCCGACGAAUACAAAAGAUUGUUCAAUGGGGAUUUGUUUUCAGGCCAAGCCAAACAUGGCAAACUUCAAAAGAUUGCGUCAAUGAUGGCGGAUAUCAUUUCCAUUAGACAACCAGACGUCAAAGGAGCAAAAUAUACCGUUCUUGAAAUCGACGGAAUUUUGAAUCAAUUAGAUCAAAGAAACUCCCCAAGUCAGCAACAACAACAACAAAAUACCCAGUCCCAAUCAACUCAGAAGUUUCGAAGCCUGCAAGAUCAGCAACGGCUCUUGUGGGAAGUGUUCUCCAAUAUGAAUCACCAGGAAUUGAAGUAUAUGAUGUUGAUUAUUUUGAAAUCAAGAUUCAACGGUCAUUCAGAAACCGCAAUCUUAAGAGCCUGGCAUCCUCAAGCUCCAGAAUUUUUUUCCGUCACCAGCAGCUUAGAGGCAGUAUGUAACAGACUCUUGGAAUCAGUCAAACUAUCCACCAAAGAAUUGUCAGUGCAAUUGAUGCAACCGUUUGCUCCAAUGUUGGCAUCGCAUCCAAAGUUAUCUUAUCAAAAAGUGGUUGAAAGCUAUGAAAAAUCAUUUGACACUUACACAAAAUACCUUCAAAAAAUCGAUUCUAAUCGGCCAUUGCCUGAGUUUGAAGGGUUUUAUAUCGAAGAGAAGCUCGAUGGUGAGCGUUUACAGAUCCAUAUGAGUAGAAUUGAAGGGACUUCGGAAUUUGAAUUCAAGUUUUUCAGUAGAAGGGCCACAGAUUAUUCUUCUGAUUAUGGUACUUCCAAUGAUACUGGCUCAUUGGCAAAAUACUUCAAGAAAGUGAUUGGUGAAAAGCAUUUAUCAGCUAUCAAAAAUCUUAUCCUUGAUGGAGAAGUUUUAAGUUAUGAUAUGAAGAGAGAUGUGGUUUUACCAUUAGGUACAUUGAAACCCACCAAUAUUGAAACCAUUCAUAAUAGUGAUACUUUCCGGCCGCUUUACGUGAUAUUUGACAUUUUAAUGAUCAACGAUAACCUUGUGUGCAAUAAACCAUUGAAGAUUAGAAAAGAUUUGCUUAAAAAUUUAAUCAAACCAUUGCACGGUUACAUUGAAUUGGUUGACAGCCAUGACGGGAGGACUGCUGAAGAUAUCCAACACGCAUUACAAGAGGCGAUCGAAUCAAAUUCUGAAGGGAUUGUGUUGAAGGAUAAGUACAAAAAAUAUGAAGUGGACGCCAGAAACGAGAGCUGGGUGAAAGUGAAACCAGAAUAUUUACAGGAAUUCGGGGCAGAUAUGGAUUUAUGUAUCAUUGGUAAAAUCCCCCAAAUUAAAACCUCCUACGUGUGUGGACUACGAGUCGGUGAAGUUGACGAAAUCAAUGGUAAUGUUUACGAGUCAUUUUGCAGUAUUGCCAAUGGUAUAUCUUCUGCAGAUUAUGAAAAAAUCGAAUCUUUGACAGCGGGGUGUUGGAAAGAAUAUGAAAAAGAAGUUCCUCCAGAAUCGUUACUCCAAUUCGCCCUUCCAUCAAAAAAUGGUCCCGGUAGGGUUCCUAGGUUUUGGAUUGACCCAAAGGAUUCGGCGGUGCUUCAGAUUAAAGCCAGAGAUAUUGAGUAUGGAUUGUACGGGAAACGUUAUAAAGUAGGAUCGACGGUGCUUUCCGGAUAUAUGAAGGCCAUCAGAACUGAUAAAGAUUGGAGAUCAUCAAUGUCUUUAGAAGAGUUUUUGGCGUGGAAAGACCGGUAUAAGACCCAUGCGAGCAAAGCCAGUGAUAAAUUACAUACGAUUGAAGCUAAACGGGCCCGGAAAACUGCCAAUAACCGAAAAAAGUUGAAGCUCGACGAGGAUUAUUUGAAAUCCGUUAGUAUGGACUCAUUUCUUUUUGAAGAUAUGAAGUUUUACGUUUUAAGUGACUAUAACUCCAGAGAAACUGGAAGAGUGGAAAUUGACAAGAUUCAAGAAUUGAUCAAGCAAAAUGGAGGACAAAUCUGCAUUACCGAGCAGCCAGAUCUAUCAAAAGCAGAUCGAUUCAUCCCAUUAAGCUCUCGGAAUACCCACAUUACUAAUAGUUUUUAUAAACUUGGGUAUGAUAUCAUCAGUCCAAGCUGGGUGUUUGAUUGUAUUGAUUCGCAUCGGAUUCUUCUCCUUGAGCCAAGACAUUGUUUUAAAGUUUCGGAAGAAGUGUUGAGUAGUGCCGAAAAAAGAGUAGAUAAAUAUGGAGAUAGUUUUAUUGGAUUAUUGACUAAUAAUCAAUAUAAGAAACUUAUUGAUAAUCUCGGACAACACCAGGUUGAUGAUUCCAAAAUCACCAUAGAAUUCCAAGAGGAAACUGAACAUAUUGAUAUUGAUGACAAAUACCCGGGAGGUUUGCUUCAUGAUGUGAUGGUUCACAUUGUUCCGUUAGAGAAACUCCUCCCCACCGAAGAGAUCAAUUCAUUUGAAUUCUUAACUAAUAAUUUAGAUUUGAGUUUGGAAUGCCUUAAAUUGAAAUAUUUCAUGGAUAUAUUUGAAGUUGAUAAGAUCAAGAGAUCUAUAAAAUCUCACGGGGGAGGGUUUACAGAAGAUAUCGAUACGGCAACUUUGAUUGUUGUCCCACAGUAUUUGAAGAAAUAUAAUACUGAUUUGAAUCAGUUUAACGAGUUUAGGGAAGCCAUUUUCGAAAUUUAUGAAAACAAUUUGCAAGAUGAGAUAAAGAGAAUACGGAAAGAGAUUGCAAAGAGAAUCACCCUUGUUGAGGGUGAUAUUUCGGGAAAAAUUCCCAGGGUUGUUAAUGAGAAGUACAUUUCAAACUCCAUUGAAGAAGAGUGUCUUCUUGAUGCUGAACACAAACUAUAUCAAGUGGGAAUGCCAUAA
Molecule: messenger RNA, 3126 nt
Organism: Saccharomycopsis crataegensis
Lineage: Eukaryota; Fungi; Ascomycota; Saccharomycetes; Ascoideales; Saccharomycopsidaceae
Gene: DNL4
Product: DNA ligase (ATP) DNL4
Exons: 3
Coding region: 1-3126 (1041 amino acids)
Biological process (GO): DNA biosynthetic process; nucleotide-excision repair, DNA gap filling; DNA recombination
Cellular component (GO): DNA ligase IV complex
Molecular function (GO): ATP binding; DNA ligase (ATP) activity; DNA binding
Source: RefSeq, a predicted model, not a curated record